GGUCAGUGUGCUGUGUACUCAGUGUGGUAUACAGGGCUAGUGUAGUGCUGCGUGUGGAGCGGUCAGUGUGCUGUGAGCUCAGUGUUUUACUAGUGAGGAUGUUGCUGACUUUCUAUCUUCUCUUCUUUGGGCUUCAUGUCUCUGAAGGCUGCCUUCUGGUAAACAGCAGUAAAACAUUACGUAUUACAGCAGACACAGGAGGAUCUGUCCUGCUGCCCUGCUACUGCGCUGACCUACACACCAAACUUCAGACAGGACUCACCUGGAAAUACAAAACAAAGGGAGAUGAAUGGGAAGUGAUAUCCAGUGAGAGUGGUCAGUACAGAGACAGAGUUCAGCUGGUUAAUGGUCAGUCUCCAGGAAAUCUCUCUCUACUCAUAUCACACCUGACUGAAGAGGAUGGAGGAGUGUACCAGUGUUAUGUUCUAGGGGUUGGACACGUCUACCUUACUCUCACUGUUAAAGGCUGCCUUCUGGUAAACAGGAGUGAAUCAUUACGUAUUACAGCCUACACAGGAGGAUCUGUCCUGCUGCCCUGCUACUGCACUGACCUACACACCAAACCUCAGACAUUCACCUGGAAAUACAAAACAAAGGGAGAUGAAUGGGAAGAGAUAUCCAGUGGGAGUGGUCAGUACAGAGACAGAGUUCAGCUGGUUAAUGGUCACUCUCCAGGAAAUCUCUCUCUACUCAUAUCACACCUGACUGAAGAGGAUAGAGGACUGUACCAGUGUUAUGUUCUAGGGGUUGGACACGUCUACAUUACUCUCACUGUUAAAGGCUGCACUCUGAUAAACCUAAAAUCACAGACUAUCACAGCUCAUAUAGGAGGGUCAGUACUGCUGCCCUGCUCCUGCCCUGACCUACACACCACACCUGAGGAAUUCACCUGGGAGAAACGUAACAUAUUCAAAAGCAGAUGGGAAGAGAUAUCCAGUGAGAGUGAUCAGUACAGAGACAGAGUUCAGCUGGUUAAUGGUCACUCUCCAGGAAAUCUCUCUCUACUCAUAUCACACCUGACUGAAGAGGAUGGAGGAGAUUACAGGUGUGGUGUUAAACAGAGUGAACACAUAUAUGUCAGAAUCAAUUUCGAAGAGGACCCAAGUAAAUCUACUGCAGUGGUCAAUGUACAGACCAGACCAACCACUUCAAUCCCUUCUAGUUCAAGUUCCUCUCAAACCCCUGAAGGUACUGCUUUUUCCCAAACUGCCAGCCUGGAAUUCUUCAUCUUUAUUCCUGUCCUUCUCUUGCUGGCAGUUGGAGGAGUCUUCUAUUGGAGAUACAGAGCCGGUCAGAGACGAGUACAGAUGGAGAGCGGAGAACAAAGAGGAAGAAAAGAACAGGGUACACAGGAUGAAGUGAUGUACUCUACUGUAGUCCACAGUAACACAGCCAGGACACCCACAGCAACUGAUGCUGGAGAUAAGACUGAAUACGCCACCAUCAGAGUGAACUAACAACAUCCUCUCAUCUCCACCCCCACCAAAUAUUUUAAUCUUUGGCUUUAGGCAUUUCAGUUGUAAGAAACAUACUUACAAUUUAAAUGCAUAAAGCAUUUACAGUUAACUAAAACAUCAGCUUAGAAAUUCACUGAUUCAUGGUUUUUAUGACAUUUUUAUGGAAAUAUUUUAUAGUACAAAUGAGUGAAAGGAAGCAAAAUAUUAUAAAGAGAACAAAUAAAAACACAAGGAAACUCAUUCUAGCCCACAAAUUCCUUUAAUGGUUCUUUAGUAAAGAAAAUGGUUCUAUAUAUAGAACCAUGAACACUCAAAGAACCCUUUGCAUGAUUAAAAUGUUCUUUGCAUCCUGAAAGAGUUCUUCGUAUUGAUGGAGAAUCUGCUGUAUGGCUUUAUAUAGAAUCUUUUUUUUUUUAAAGGGGGAUCUUUAUAGCACCAAAAAUGGUUCUGCUAUUGUACAAAGCUUGACAUCAUAACAAUAGAAGAACACUUAGUACUGUAUAAAACCCUCAAUAAAAGAAAUCGUGGGGCCAUGUGAUCUGUGGUCUGGCCACUUAGUUUUAUAAUAUGGGAUCAGUUUUAAGGCAAAGGGCUACUUUACAAAUGUAGUAAGUGUAACAGGUCAUUUAUUUUCUAACUUCAUAUAAAUCUGCAUCAGUUCACAUAGUUCAAAAUAUAUGAUACACAGUAUAAAACCUAGCUUGUUAAAGAGGCACUUUUGUUUGCAUGUUAUGCUGUAUUUUAAUUCUAAAUUUCUAUGUUCUGGUGCACAAACCAUCUGGAUAUUACUGCUGUAAACUGUAUGAUUAUGAUAAAACAUGUUUGUGGCUUCUUUUCUUUAACAUUUUCUACUUCAUUGUUAAUAUUUUGUAUAUUACCUAAAUCCCAGCUGGUCUACCAGGGUCCUUUCUUUAUAGUGUCUGAAUGGGUUUCCUCCCACAGUCCAAAGGCAGUCAAGCCAACUGGACACAAUAAGGCUAUGUUUACACAGCAGGUAAAAGUGGCUCAAGUCUGAUUUUCUCACCAAAUCUGAUUUUUUUUUAUUUGGCUGUUCACACUAUGUUUUUUAUGUGAUCUGUAUGCGACGUAGGUCUGAACAGAUCAACUCCUAAACUGACCCACAAUGCGCAAAAGACCAACGCGUCCUCAGAUUGUUUAAACUGUUCUCUGAGGCUGCGGCCUCGGGCUCCUCCGACCACGCUAGGCCAUUUAAUUCAAAACGUCUUCAAACUCAGAGCAGCUGUGAUACAUCUCUUCUAAUUUUUUGGUACAGAAACAUCAGCCUAAAUAUUUGAGUCUCAGUAGCGCGAAAUUAAGACGAAUGUCGAGUUGGGUUGACGUAAAAGUCGCAUGAUUUCCGAUCUGGCCGUUCAGGCGAGUCAUAUCGCCGCAGAUCGGAUACGGAUCGGAUUUCAGUCCCACAUGUGAAAACGUCUCUAAUCAGAAUUGAAAAUGUCAGAUUCAAUGUGCUGUUCACACUGACGCACAGACACACAUCUGUGUCACAUAUCAGGAGAAAGAUCAGAUUUGGGCCACUU
Molecule: messenger RNA, 2995 nt
Organism: Pygocentrus nattereri (red-bellied piranha)
Lineage: Eukaryota; Metazoa; Chordata; Actinopteri; Characiformes; Serrasalmidae
Product: polymeric immunoglobulin receptor-like
Exons: 8
Coding region: 99-1457 (452 amino acids)
Biological process (GO): cellular response to lipopolysaccharide; cell surface receptor signaling pathway; immune response
Cellular component (GO): external side of plasma membrane
Source: RefSeq, a predicted model, not a curated record